GGGUAUUAUCGUAAAUGCAGCAGCAUCUCUCAAAAUCGUUAUCUGUUAUCCACAAAUUCAAACGACUGAUAAUUCACCACCAUUUGCAGAACGAAAAGGAAAUGGCAUCAUUCUCUUCACUACUCCCACUCGGUUGUAUAUUUGGAAAGGGUAAUGCCUUCAGUCACCAAAGAGCACAUAAAAUCAGAGUUAGUGCCUUAGCUUCAGAACCUAGGUUACAGGAUGAGUGUGCUGUCAUGAACCGGAGAAGCCUGAUGAAUGUCGGAGUUGGGCUUUUAGGACUCGUGGGCGGUGCUACUUUGGCUGAAGCAGCUGGAUUGCCCCCGGAGGAUAAGCCGAAGCUAUGUGAUGAUGCGUGCGAGAAAGAGCUUGAAAAUGUUCCAAUGGUAACGACUGAGUCGGGCUUGCAAUACAAGGAUAUACAAAUUGGUAGCGGACCUAGUCCUCCUAUUGGAUUUCAGGUAGCUGCAAAUUAUGUUGCCAUGGUUCCUUCUGGCCAAAUAUUUGACAGUUCACUGGAGAAAGGUCAGGUUUACAUUUUCCGGGUCGGCUCUGGUCAGGUGAUCAAGGGGUUAGAUGAGGGGAUUCUCAGCAUGAAAGUUGGAGGCAAAAGAAGACUCUACAUCCCCGGACCGCUAGCAUUUCCCAAAGGGCUGACUUCAGCUCCGGGAAGGCCACGUGUCGCUGCCAACAGCCCGGUGAUCUUCGAUGUUAGUCUGCUGUUCAUCCCGGGGCUGGACGAUGAGGAGUAACUCUCAUUCAACAUUCUCUACUCCCAUUGGUUUAUUCUUUUGGAUAUAUACCUCUGCUGUAAAAAUAUUGAUUGCUACCUUGUAAAGAUCCGGUUUUCCAAGCAACUUCGAGUCUACUACUACAGGUAUGCUUGUAUGUAUAUGUAGUUGUUGAACUCUCA
Molecule: messenger RNA, 913 nt
Organism: Salvia hispanica
Lineage: Eukaryota; Viridiplantae; Streptophyta; Magnoliopsida; Lamiales; Lamiaceae
Product: FKBP-like peptidyl-prolyl cis-trans isomerase family protein
Molecular function (GO): peptidyl-prolyl cis-trans isomerase activity
Source: RefSeq, a predicted model, not a curated record